CUGAACCAACAGAAAAAAAGGCGAUAGCGUCUUGCGUUAUCAAAUCACUGUUUUGUUUUCCGAGGGCCCAAUUGCAACUGCUGCAGGAUGCCUGAUUCCUUGGAGGACAAGGACACCUCCACAAUCUCGCUGCGGAUUUGCGUGGAAGGACAUGCGAAUGCCUUGGCCUUAAACAAGGAUAACAACCAGAUCGCUUUGGCUGGAAGGAGCUUGCUUAAAGUGUAUGCCAUCAACAGCAAUGGCUUUACGGAAUCGUGUAAUAUGCGCGGGAAGAACCAGAAUCUUAGCUAUUCCGCUAACGAUGUGGCCUGGUCCACAUUGGAUAGCAAUCUUCUGGCCACAGCGGCCACCAAUGGCGUAGUUUCCGUGUGGGAUCUCUCCAAGUUCGGUCGGCAGAAACAGCUCCUUGUCUAUAAUGAACAUGAACGUACUGCCCACACUGUAACCUUCCAUAGCAGCGAACCCAACAUCCUAAUCUCUGGAUCUCAGGAUGGCACAAUUAAAUGCUUCGACAUCCGAUCAGAUAAGUCCGUAAACACAUAUUUCUGCAAUUCGGAGUCGGUGAGGGAUGUCAAGUUCAGUCCGCACACACAGAACAUAUUCUCCGCUGUCUCCGAGAAUGGAACCGUCCAACUGUGGGACAUGAGGAAGUGGGACAAGUGCAUGGUGCAAUUCACGGCGCACUACGGACCGGUCUACACCUGCGAUUGGCAUCCCACGCGGAAUUGGCUGGCCACCGGCAGUCGGGACAAGCAGAUAAAGGUGUGGAACAUGGACGGCAGGCCUGGAUUGGAGCACACCAUCCAUACGAUAGCAGUGGUGGGACGAGUGAAGUGGCGGCCGGAAAGAACUUAUCACAUUGCCAGCUGCGCACUAGUGGUGGACUACAGCGUGCAUGUUUGGGACAUCCGGAGACCGUACAUCCCCUUUGCCUCCUUCAACGAGCACACCAAUGUGACUACUGGAAUUGCGUGGCAGGGCAGCGAUUCCCACUGUCUGCUCUCCAUCAGCAAGGACUCCACCAUAUAUAAGCAUGCUUUUAAAGAUGCCACAAGACCGGCGAUGAAGGCUAAUGCCCAGGGAGCCAGUUUGGGGAGAUUUGGCGACAUUUCCUUUGCCUACAAGAUCAAGGAAUAUGCUCCAAAGACCAGUGGUGCUUCUAACACCAAGUCCUCCAGCUUUAUAAGUCGCCGAAAAACGAAUGUAGCUGGUAUUGUUCAGUUUCAUUUGGACCAUUCCAAGAUGUACAAAUUCAUUUUAAAUGAUACGUUUUCUGGCUAUCCCCUAAGUGAAUCCGUUUCGAGACCUACCCAAGAACAUGAGAGUUUUAUUGGCUGUGCUAAGGAACUGAUUAUUAGUGGCAAGAAGCUCGCAGAGCUUUGCGAGCACAACGCAGAGGUGUCCAAGAAAUACGGAAAACAUAAUGCGACCACGCUGUGGAACUUUAUCAAACUCUUCUACGGCAGCAAUCACUUUGAGCCUCCUUUCGAGCACCGGUCCUCCUUCUCCAACCAAAAGAAUCCGAUGAACUCCCGCCGUUCCACCCAAGUAGCCAGCGAUUGGCCCCAGCAGCGGAGUGAACUGGGCCAGGAUCUCAAUGGGAACACGCCGGAGACGGCCAAUGAGGUUGACGUAGCGAAUGACGACGAUGAUCCGCUUGGUGGCAGCGGUGUGGAGCAUCCGCCCACGAGCUCAGUGAUUCUCUCCGAGACGCAGAUCAUAAGCGAGAUUACCUUUGACAACUUUGAGCUUUUGCGCAAUGGAUUUAUUUAUGUAGGACCCACAGAAUGCGCCAAGGCUUUGGCAUUUCCUGCCCUGCAUCACGAUGUUCAGGCAGCUCGUCCUCAACUGGAUCUCAAGGCAUCCGAUCACGAGAAGUCGCCGCCACCACAUGUUCCUACUGUACUGAAAGUAAGUCAUGUUCCGCCCAUCCCCAUGUGGGAGCCACAUAAAUUUGUUUCUGAUGCCCUAAUGCUGAUGAACGAUGUUGGUGAUGUUCAAACAGCUCUCACAGUCCUUAUAGCGUUGGGAGAAGCCCGUAAACUACUGCCCAUUGACGAUACUUUGGUGGAGCACUGGUUCUAUACCUAUGUAGACCAGCUGCAUCGCUAUGAGUUAUGGAACGAGGCUUGCGAGGUGAUCAACCGAUCAUGGCUGCGAUCGGUGCAGCAGCUUAACCAGCACUCGACGUCCAUGCACACGAACUGCGGAGAAUGCGGUCGCCCUAUGGGCGGGAAAGUAGGAUGGUACUGCGACAAGUGCAAGUCCAUGCAGUCCGCCAAGUGCUGCGUCUGCGGUCUGAUCGUCCGGGGCCUUUACGCCUGGUGCCAAGGAUGCUCCCAUGGCGGCCACAUCGAGCAUCUUCAAAAGUACUUUGCCAAGCACUCAAAGUGCCCCAAGUGCGGACACCUGUGUUCGUACUCAUGAGACGCGGAGGAGGCUGGGUUUACCCAGCUUCUGCCCCCGAUUUAAGUCCCAUGUAAAUAGAGAAGACUUCGAUUCAAUAAGUACCUUGCAAGAAACACUAAAGAAACUUUCGUAUGCAUACAUGUAACUCGAUAUUUUGAGCUGCACACUAUUCUAAUUCGUAAGUUUACAGUUUGUGGAAUAAAUUCAUUAUGAUAUAUUUAAUUAAUAGUUAAAAUUUAGCCAAAACAAAUAAACAGACUAGGAUCAUCACUAUUUUUCAAUAGCAGUUAAUAAUAUCUCCUAAUACUAAAAUAUUUGUAAAUAAUAAUGCUAAAUAAAAAUGUUGUCA
Molecule: messenger RNA, 2758 nt
Organism: Drosophila rhopaloa
Lineage: Eukaryota; Metazoa; Arthropoda; Insecta; Diptera; Drosophilidae
Gene: Wdr24
Product: GATOR complex protein WDR24
Exons: 8
Coding region: 88-2427 (779 amino acids)
Biological process (GO): positive regulation of TOR signaling
Molecular function (GO): protein binding
Source: RefSeq, a predicted model, not a curated record